Messenger RNA from Daphnia carinata, 2857 nucleotides. Its product is annotated as phosphatidylinositol 3,4,5-trisphosphate 3-phosphatase and dual-specificity protein phosphatase PTEN-like. Gene Ontology annotation, cellular component: cytosol; nucleus; plasma membrane. Gene Ontology annotation, biological process: regulation of phosphatidylinositol 3-kinase/protein kinase B signal transduction; cell motility; phosphatidylinositol dephosphorylation. Gene Ontology annotation, molecular function: protein tyrosine phosphatase activity; phosphatidylinositol-3,4,5-trisphosphate 3-phosphatase activity. Bases 425 to 2236 code for a protein of 603 amino acids. The record is from RefSeq and is a predicted model, not a curated record. NCBI's taxonomy places the organism in Eukaryota, Metazoa, Arthropoda, Branchiopoda, Diplostraca, Daphniidae. The transcript has 10 exons.
UUGGUGCACGGGCCUGAUCUCGUGUAUCUCAGGGUUCUAACAAAGCGAAAGCGGCUCGGUGUGUGUGCGUCUCUCCCCUGCCUCCUUGUCUUACUCUAUCGACGGCUUAUCCCUCUCUUUGCUCUUUUAAAAACUUUUAUUUGGUUGAAAAUGAUAAUGAUCUGUUGUGAAAAACGCGAGAGAAACCAACUGUCAAAUGUGUCACCUUAGUUGGCAGUAAUUGUUUCCAGAGACUUUUACUUGUCGUUAGUUGUUGUCAAGUGAGAGUCGAGUAGGAAUAGAACGAGUGCUGUUCUAGAGAAGAAAGUGCGUCGGUGUGUGCAAUUGCUUGUUUGUUUGCCUUUUGUAGCCUAAUGGGUGUGAUAUUGUAAACAGAUUGAUAAAAAGUGAUGGUGAUUUUUAGUUUAUAAAACUUAACAAAGAAAUGGCAAGCACUAUCAAAGGAUUGGUUAGUCGCAAGAAGAAGCGCUACAAGGAAGAUGGGUUUAAUCUAGAUUUGACUUAUAUAUUUGAAAAUGUGAUUGCCAUGGGAUACCCAGCUGCUAAGCUGGAAGGAGUCUAUCGAAACCACAUUGAUGAUGUCUUCAAGUUUCUAGAGACUAAACACAAAGAUCACUACAAGAUAUAUAAUUUGUGUUCAGAGCGUUCCUAUGACUGCAGUAAAUUUUACAAUCGAGUCUCUUCCUUUCCAUUUGAUGAUCACAACCCUCCAAAAUUGGGUUUGAUUGAGCCAUUUUGUAAUGAUGUUGAUGAAUGGCUGGGUCUUGAUCCAUUGAAUGUUGCAGUUGUUCACUGCAAAGCUGGGAAGGGAAGGACUGGUUUGAUGAUAUGCUGUUACAUACUACAUCGACGUUGGGCGGAAAAUGCAGACGAAGCCCUUAAACAUUAUGGGCAGACCAGAACGCACGACACCAAAGGUGUUACCAUACCUAGCCAGAGACGCUACGUCGAGUAUUAUGAUCAAUUACUCAAAGCGGGCGGUCCGGGUUAUUCGUUGUGCCCUCUCGAGUUGCGUCAAAUUCGCCUGGAGCCUAUACCCAAUAUGAGUGGCGGAUGUGUUCCCGUUUUGACCAUACAUGAGGCGGAAAGCCAGCAAGAAUAUAAUCCGCCUAUCGAGCUGACCAAAGUCGGACGCGUGCUACGCAUUACCUUGAAAAAGCCGCUGAGCCUAAAGGGCGACGUGCGGGUGAUCCUCAAAAACAAACCCAACGUGAUAAUGAUGAAGGAAAAGAUGUUUCAUUUUUGGUUCAACACCUAUUUCGUCAAAGACCAAGCUCUCUUCCCACCGUCACCGUCCCCAUCGCCUCGUCGAACUUUAAAUGAGAAAAACGAAUUUUCGUCCAACGGACUGGACAGUACAGCAUCUCUGACUAAAGCUGAAGGACUAGCUUUAAAAAAUCGAUGGAUAGGCUCAUUAAUCGAACGACCUGAAGGCUCUGGAAACUGCCCAUCAACCAACCAUCUCAGCCCGAACAUGGUCUUAUUGUCUAGUUCAUCCAGGGCAUCAUCUUUGAAUUCAGUAUAUUCAGAAAACUCCUCUGCGACUACCUCGGAGCCAAAACAAUGGCUCAGUGUAACAUUAGUUAAACGAGAGCUAGAUAAAGCUUGCAAAGAUAGCAACAAUAGAAUUUUUGCGUCGGAUUUCAAGACUACGUUGUACUUCACUCGUCCUGGUCAGGUGCCUUUGAGCAUCGUUGGAAGUCUACCCAAUAUGGAUUCUGCCGCUCGAGCUAACCGCAGUAGCAUGGCUGCUAUAAAUUGCAGUCCUGCCAUCCCGCGCUUUCCCUCGGCCACUUCUAACGGAUCAAGCCGACCAAAAACUAUUGCAACAGGUGGUGCCAACCGAUCGGUAAAAUUAAGCUCACCUCAAAACCUCGGUCUUCUCGGGCCAAUUUGCUGGAGACCUGAUAAAUCAACCGAGGGGCAAGUGAAGAUUAGUAAACUUGAAGAAGUUGAAAAACAUGACCAAUUACCUCGCCAUUCGGAUUCAAGCCAGACGUGGAGUUCAGAAAAUGAUAGUUCAGAUAUAGAAGGAUCAGAGCGAAACCAAUUCCAGUCGCCAGUGAGCCAGGAGCAGGACGAAGCUGAGCAAGAUGACACUUACACAUCUUCGGAAGCUGUUGGUCGCUAUCGGUUACUCUCCUUUUCGGCUUGCACCUCUGGUGGUUCUCAAGGAAUAGGGCGUACGAGUCCAACAUCUGUCGAUCCUACGCUGAAAGGUUGGACUUCCACCUGAAUAGCAGCAUGCUGAUUUGGUUCCUCUUUUCUCUUUGUUGGCACAUUUCUGUAUUACUCUCCUGCCCCAUAAGGGAUUUUUUUUUCCUGCCCCCUUUGCGAAUCCAAUCGGAAACGAUCAGUUAGUGCUGGCCUGAGCGAUAAUUUCCUACCCGGUGUCGCUUGCUUAGAGAGACAACAUUUUCGAAAUAUGCGCAAAAAGAAAUUUUGCAUUUUAACGUAUCAUUUGUACUCGGUAUGUUGCGAUUUUGCAACAGGACGUAAGCGAUCACUGUCUUGGGUUAUAGGUCGCGUUUAUUGUUCCCUUUCGUAUCCCCUUUGUUUCUAUGGUUCUAAAUUUUUGAAUUAGUUUUUUGUUUCUCUAUCUAAUUGGAUCGGCUAAAGGGUUGGAGCCUUAUCAUCAUGCUCCCCUUCACAUUAUCUUUGGUCCCUCAUUAUUAUUUUUUUUUUUUUUCACCUUGUUGCGCAACAAAUCCUCCCAGUUCUUGUUUAAUCUUUUUUCAUUGUUGGAAUAAACAUGUGACCUGGAUCUCCCUAAACAUAAGAGACACCAUCAAAAAUUGGCGUCAAAAGUUGGAAAUUUUUUUUCCUGCACUUCGUUAUUAAUUAGUUCAAUUGGUAC